Molecule: messenger RNA, 3574 nt
Organism: Nematolebias whitei (Rio pearlfish)
Lineage: Eukaryota; Metazoa; Chordata; Actinopteri; Cyprinodontiformes; Rivulidae
Gene: polr3b
Product: polymerase (RNA) III (DNA directed) polypeptide B
Exons: 28
Coding region: 106-3504 (1132 amino acids)
Biological process (GO): DNA-templated transcription
Cellular component (GO): RNA polymerase III complex
Molecular function (GO): ribonucleoside binding; DNA binding; DNA-directed RNA polymerase activity
Source: RefSeq, a predicted model, not a curated record
AAGCACAGCGUGGGGACGCAUGUUGAAGAUACUUCCUGCGCUCUGUAUCAACACUAACGUUAUUUAUAUUUCUGCAUGUUUUACCUUUAAACCGCAGCGUUAGCAAUGGAGGUGCUGGGAGGAGAGUUUGGAGACUUGUCGGCUCAGGAGCUCGCGGCUCCUGUCAACACGGUGGCGGAAAAAUGGAAGUUGUUACCAGCAUUCCUGAAGAUUAAAGGUUUGGUGAAGCAGCACAUUGACUCAUUUAACUAUUUCAUCAACGUUGAGAUAAAGAAGAUCAUGAAAGCCAAUGAGAAAAUCACAAGUGAUGCUGAUCCAAUGUGGUACCUGAAAUACCUCAAUAUCUACGUUGGGAUGCCUGACGUUGAGGAAAGCUUUAACGUAACCAGACCAGUUUCUCCUCAUGAGUGUCGACUCAGAGACAUGACCUACUCGGCACCCAUCACAGUGGACAUCGAGUACACCCGCGGCAGUCAGAGGAUCAUUCGAAACGCCCUGCCUAUUGGAAGAAUGCCAAUCAUGCUGCGCAGCUCGAACUGUGUCCUCACAGGAAAGACGCCCAUGGAGUUUUCCAAACUAAACGAGUGUCCCCUGGACCCAGGGGGUUAUUUUAUUGUGAAAGGUCAGGAGAAAGUCAUCCUGAUCCAGGAACAGCUGUCCAAGAAUCGGAUCAUCGUGGACCAGGACAGGAAGGGUGCUGUCGGAGCCUCCGUUACCAGCUCCACUCACGAGAAGAAAAGCAGAACCAACCUUAUCGUGAAGCAAGGCCGCUUCUACCUGAGACACAACACGCUGUCAGAAGACGCUCCCAUCGCCAUCAUUUUCAAGGGCAUGGGUGUGGAGAGUGACCAGGAGAUCGUGCAGAUGAUCGGUACGGAGGAAAACGUCAUGGCCAGCUUCGCCUCGAGCCUGGAGGAGUGUCAGAAAGCCCAGAUCUUCACACAGACUCAGGCUCUGAGGUUUCUGGGGAACAAAGUCCGGCGGCAGCGGAUGUGGGGGGGACCAAAGAAGACCAAGAUGGAGGAAGCCAGAGAGCUGUUGGCUUCUCUCAUCCUCAGCCACGUGCCUGUGAAAGAGUUCAACUUUCGGGCCAAAUGUAUUUACCUGGCCGUGAUGGUUCGGAGGGUGAUCCUGGCUCAGGGAGACAACAAGGUUGAUGACAGGGAUUACUAUGGCAACAAACGUCUUGAGCUGGCUGGGCAGCUCUUGUCUCUGCUGUUUGAAGAUCUCUUUAAGAAGUUUAACUCUGAACUGAAGAAGAUCGCUGACCAGAUCAUCCCCAAGCAGCGAGCGGCUCAGUUCGACGUGGUCAAACACAUGCGGCAGGAUCAGAUCACCAACGGCAUGGUCAACGCCAUAUCCACUGGCAACUGGUCUCUGAAGAGGUUCAAGAUGGACCGUCAGGGCGUCACCCAGGUUCUGUCUCGUCUCUCCUACAUCUCUGCUCUCGGCAUGAUGACGAGGAUCUCCUCCCAGUUCGAGAAGACCAGGAAGGUCAGCGGGCCGCGGUCCCUGCAGCCUUCGCAGUGGGGGAUGUUGUGUCCGUCUGACACUCCUGAAGGAGAGGCCUGUGGUCUGGUGAAGAACCUGGCUCUGAUGACCCACAUCACCACAGACAUGGAGGACGGGCCCAUCAUCAAACUGGCCUUCAACCUCGGCGUCGAGGACGUCAACCUGCUGAGUGGGGAGGAGCUCUCCUACCCGAGCGUCUUCCUGGUUUUCCUCAAUGGUAACAUCCUGGGUGUGAUCAGAGACCAUCACAGGCUGGUCAACACUUUCAGACUCAUGCGCAGAGCUGGUUUCAUCAACGAGUUCGUGUCCAUCUCCACCAACCUGACCGACCGCUGCGUCUACAUUUCGUCUGACGGAGGACGACUUUGCAGGCCGUACAUCAUCGUGAAGAGGGGCCAUCCGAUGGUGAAUAACAAACAUAUCGAGGAUCUGUCGCAGGGCUACAGAACGUUUGAGGACUUUCUGCACGAAAGUCUGGUGGAGUACCUGGACGUGAACGAGGAGAACGACUGUCAGAUUGCUCUUUAUGAACACAUGAUCAGCAAAGACACGACCCACUUGGAGAUCGAGCCCUUCACUCUGCUCGGAGUGUGUGCAGGCCUCAUUCCCUACCCCCACCACAACCAGUCGCCCAGGAACACAUACCAGUGCGCUAUGGGCAAGCAGGCCAUGGGAACCAUCGGCUACAACCAGAGGAACCGCAUCGACACGCUCAUGUACCUGCUGGUGUAUCCUCAGAGGCCCAUGGUCAAAACAAAAACCAUCGAGCUGAUUGAUUUUGAGAAGCUGCCGGCGGGUCAGAACGCCACGGUGGCUGUGAUGAGCUACAGCGGCUACGACAUCGAGGACGCCCUGGUCCUCAACAAGGCCUCGCUGGACAGAGGAUUUGGUCGGUGCCUCGUCUAUAAAAAUGCCAAGUGCACCCUGCGCCGUUACACCAACCAGACCUUCGAUAAAGUGAUGGGGCCGAUGCUGGACGCCACCACACGUAAACCCAUAUGGAAACACAACAUCCUGGAUGCUGACGGCAUCUGCUCCCCUGGUGAAAGAGUGGAGAACAAGCAGGUGUUGGUGAACAAAUCCAUGCCAACUGUCACCCAGACGCCACUGGAGGGCAGUGCCCAGCCAGGCCAGCCUCAGUACAGAGACGUGCCCAUCAGCUAUAAGGGCUCCACAGACUCGUACAUCGAGAAGGUCAUGAUCUCGUCCAACGCAGAAGAGGCCUUCCUCAUCAAGAUCCUCCUGAGGCAAACCAGGAGACCAGAGAUCGGAGAUAAAUUCAGCAGUCGACACGGACAGAAAGGUGUUUGCGGCCUCAUCGUCCCACAGGAGGACAUGCCGUUCUGCGACACAGGAAUCUGUCCAGAUAUCAUCAUGAAUCCUCACGGAUAUCCCUCCAGAAUGACGGUGGGAAAGUUGAUAGAACUGUUAGCCGGGAAGGCGGGGGUCCUGGACGGACGGUUUCACUACGGGACAGCUUUCGGAGGCAGCAAAGUGAAGGAUGUGUGUGAGGAUCUGAUCCGUUAUGGAUACAACUACCAGGGCAAGGACUACGUCACCUCAGGGAUCACUGGAGAACCUCUGGAGGCCUACAUCUACUUUGGACCGGUCUAUUACCAGAAACUGAAGCACAUGGUUCUUGACAAGAUGCACGCCAGAGCCCGAGGCCCCAGAGCCGUUCUCACCAGGCAGCCCACCGAGGGUCGCUCAAGAGACGGAGGUCUACGUCUGGGGGAGAUGGAGCGCGACUGCCUGAUUGGUUACGGAGCGAGCAUGUUGCUGCUGGAACGCCUCAUGAUCUCCAGCGACGCCUUCGAGGUGGACGUGUGUGGAGAGUGUGGCCUGUUGGGAUACUCUGGGUGGUGUCACUACUGUAAGUCUUCCUGCCACGUUUCCUCCCUGAGGAUCCCGUACGCCUGCAAGCUGCUGUUCCAGGAGCUGCAGUCCAUGAACAUCAUCCCGCGGCUCAAACUGUCGCGCUACAACGAGUGAGAGGGCUCGGCCUGCGCGAGCGCAGAGUCAGAAACUGUAAUAAGUCUGGAGCUGCUUCAUCUGUUCACAA